Molecule: messenger RNA, 1592 nt
Organism: Chenopodium quinoa (quinoa)
Lineage: Eukaryota; Viridiplantae; Streptophyta; Magnoliopsida; Caryophyllales; Amaranthaceae
Product: rhomboid-like protein 14, mitochondrial
Exons: 3
Coding region: 401-1375 (324 amino acids)
Cellular component (GO): membrane
Molecular function (GO): serine-type endopeptidase activity
Source: RefSeq, a predicted model, not a curated record
UGAAAACAAAAAACAGUGUCAAACAAGCCUUCACUUUUUAUUUUUUAAUUUUCUUAAAGAAAAAAAACUAAGUUGUAUUAAAUUUCAUUAUAACUUCCAAUAACAAACUACUAGCAACAAAUUUAAGGGGACAAAAAAAAACAUAACACAAGAAAAUGAGAAAAUAGAGAAGAGCGGGAGUAGAAAAUAGAAAAAAAUCUGGAGUAUUCUAGUAUCAUCUUCCUCAACUACAAAGCUUGGAAUCUGCCUUCAUAAUCUACUCUUUCUCCCAUUUACCUUUCUUUCUUCUCUUCACUUGUUGCUCUUCAAGGGUUUUAAAUUGAUUGUUGGUAAGUGAAAAGGAGGAAACCUUGAUCAGUUUCAUUUCAAGCAAGUUGUCUAUAGAAGCUUAAAUUGAAAGAUGGAUAUUGGUGGAAGAAGGGUUUCGAGGGGUAUGCUGCCUUUAUUGGCUUUGCAUACCGUGAGCGAGUAUUACAGGCUUCAGCGAAAACCUCCUGUGACUGCUGGAUUGUUGGCUGCUAAUACUCUCAUCUAUCUAAGGCCUGCUUUUCUGGAGUCUAUCCUCCCCCAUAUCAAUGAGGUUUGGUUCAAUGCGCAUCUAAUCCUUAAGUAUAAGGAUCUUAAACGAUUCUUUUUGUCACCAUUUUAUCACAUGGGUGAAUCUCACUUGGUUUACAAUAUGCUAUCCCUACUUUGGAAAGGAAUCCAAUUGGAGACUUCAAUGGGAAGUAUUGAAUUCGCCACUAUGGUUGCUACAUUACUCACCAUGUCGCAGGGAAUAACCUUACUGUUGUCCAAGUCCCUCUUGUUAUUUGAUUACCAGAAAGCAUAUUACUCUGAAUUUGCAGUGGGAUUUUCUGGCGUCCUCUUUGCCAUGAAAGUUGUUCUCAAUGCCCAGUCAGAUGACUACACAUUCGUGCAUGGCAUCCUUGUACCUUCACGUCAUGCUGCAUGGGCUGAAUUGAUUCUCAUUCAGAUGUUUGUACCAGGUGUCUCAUUUCUUGGUCAUCUUGGUGGGAUAUUGGCUGGAAUUUUUUAUCUGCACUUGAAGAGAUCAUAUUCAGGUCCUAACCCUUUGAGAUCCAUCAUUAGAAGUCUGUCUGGUGUAGUUAGUUGGCCCUUGAGAUUUUUCCGGGGCUUGAUACGGCCGAGAAGGUAUUCUGGCAGAGGAGCUGUUGGGAGAGGAGAGAGAAGCAAUGUGACUGGAGUAUGGAGAUGUCCUGCUUGUACAUUUGACAAUUCAGUUUUGCUGUCUGUGUGCGAAAUGUGUGGGACUGGUAUAGAUGGAAGCGACUUUGCAUCAAAUAUGCAGAAUAACCUCUCCCUAGACGAGCUGCGACGCAGGAGGCUUGAAAGAUUCAGCUCUAGCAGAUAGCAUCCUGGUGAGUUGAUAUUUGAUAGCCAACUAGCCUUGGAAGAAAUCUUGGAUAUGGAGUCUUACAAACUAACUACUGAGUACAUCUGAAGACAGAUCAAUUCUGAUCCUUUUUGCUUAUUGCUUAGUCAACUUUUUAGUUACCCAUUAAACGUUUGUACAUACGAAUAUAGAAUUGAUUUGGUUUAUAUAUGAAUGAAUAUUCUUGAGUGAUUUA